Rhincodon typus (whale shark) is the source of this 7273-nucleotide messenger RNA. It is a transcript of the gene sned1, whose product is annotated as sushi, nidogen and EGF-like domains 1. The transcript has 28 exons. Gene Ontology annotation, biological process: cell-matrix adhesion. The record is from RefSeq and is a predicted model, not a curated record. Gene Ontology annotation, molecular function: Notch binding; calcium ion binding. Lineage: Eukaryota; Metazoa; Chordata; Chondrichthyes; Orectolobiformes; Rhincodontidae. Bases 57 to 3857 code for a protein of 1266 amino acids.
CACACAUAGAAAACUCCUCCAGCUGACACGGGUUGCCUUGCCUGGGACCGUGUAGGAUGGAGCCGCGGCUCGGAGCGUUGCUGGCGGCCGGGGUUGUGCUGGGGCUGCUGGAAGGGAUCUCCGGCUUAGUGCCGCUGAGCGACUUCUACCCGUUCGGGCUGGAGCACGGGGACUCGGUCAAUGCCAAAGUGGAUGAUGGAGGCUCGGGGUUGGUGGAGAUCUCGCUCGGCUUCCCUUUCUUCGGGGAGAAGCAUUCCGGGCUUUACGUGAAUAACAAUGGGAUUAUAUCAUUCCUGAAAGAGGUUUCACAGUUCACUCCAGUGGCAUUUCCCAUCUCUAACGACCGACGGGUAGUGGCAGCAUUCUGGGCAGAUGUGGACAAUCGGCGAGCUGGCGAUGUCUUCUACAGGGAGACGAAAGACCCUGCCAUACUGCAGAGUACAACAGAAGAUAUCAGGAGGUACUUUCCGGAACUUGAGGAAUUCAACACCAAGUGGGCACUUGUGGCCACCUGGUACAAAGUGACAUUCUUUGGAGGAAGCACAUUCUCACCGGUGAACACUUUCCAGAUUGUCCUGGUCACAGAUGGAGAAUUAUCGUUCACCAUCUUCAACUAUGAAAAUAUCACCUGGACGACGGGGAUGCAUGCCAGCAGUGGAGGGGACUUCGCCGGUCUCGGUGGCAUUGCUGCCCAGGCAGGUUUCAACGCUGGAGAUGGGAAACGCUACUUCAACAUUCCCGGAUCACGCACGGACGACAUCGUGGACGUCGAGAUGACAACGAACGUUGGCGUUCCGGGACGUUGGGUAUUCCAGAUCCAUGACGCACAAGUGGAAGUUGGCGGCUGCAACAACACAGCUUCGGUGUGCUUGAACCUGCGACCGUGUCUCAAUGAUGGAAGAUGCAUUGACGAUUGCAUCACCGGAAACCCAUCUUACACGUGUUCAUGUCGUGCAGGAUUCACAGGCCGGAGGUGUCAGAUAGAUGUCGAUGAGUGCUCCUCAUAUCCCUGUCACAACAAUGGGACAUGCAGAGAUGGACAGAAUGCCUUCACCUGCCAGUGCCCUGCUGGGUUCACAGGACUGCUCUGCGAAACAGAUAUUGAUGACUGUGUAUCGAAUGAAUGCCAGAAUGGAGCCACAUGUAUCAAUGGGAUUGACAGCUACCACUGCGAGUGCUUGGUUGGGUUUAUUGGAAAACACUGCGAAAUUGUUACAUCUGACUCCUUAUGUAACACCAGAGAGUGUCUAAAUGGUGGUGUUUGUGACACAGAUAAUGGAACUGCGGUGUGUAUCUGUCAGAAGGGCUACACAGGGGAGAACUGUGAAAAUGAGACUAGCAACUGUGACUCCAACCCGUGUUUGAAUGGAGGAGAGUGCAUCGACCUGCUCAGUAAUUACACAUGUCUAUGCCCUCAAUCAUACACAGGAAAGCACUGUGAGACAGGUGGGCCCACAGUUGCCCCGAGUGUCUGUCAGCCAAACCCAUGUCAGAAUGGGGGAAAUUGCAAAGAGAAUGAUGAUGAUGAUGGUUACCUCUGUGACUGUCCUGAAGGAUUUACCGGCCGUGACUGUGAGAAUGAGGUGCUGCAGCCCUGCAAUGCCCACCAUCAGUGCCCGCAUGGAGCCUCCUGCACUGAAUACGGAGGGACCUAUCGUUGUAUCUGCCCACAAGGACCUAGUGGGAAAGAUUUGAUGCCAUCCCCCUGUGACUCCGACCCCUGUCAGAGAGGAGGAACUUGCAAUGAACAGGAUGGCUCCUAUACCUGUCAAUGUCCACCAGGCUUCAGUGGGCAACGCUGUGAAAAAGAAAGACUCCGCUCUUGUGCGUCCAAUCCAUGCCGGAAUGGUGGAACCUGUAAGGAGGCUCACGGAACUUACCAGUGUAUCUGUUUGUAUCGCUUCACUGGCAAGAACUGUGAAACUGGUAAACCAGAUCCGUGCUCGUCCAGCCCAUGCCAGAACGGGGGCACCUGCUUCCAUUAUAUUGGUAAAUACAAGUGUGAAUGCCCAAGAGGAUUCACCGGACGGCACUGUGACACAGAGGUGGACUGUGGGAUCCCCAGCGAGGUGAAACAUGCUGAGGUGCUCAUCUCUUCGACCAAGUAUGGCUCGGUCGCUCAGUACGUUUGUGAAGCGGGAUACGGAGUACAGCCGAGCCCAGGAGAAAGUACCUGUCGAUUGGAUGGAAGAUGGAGUGAAGCACCAACCUGCGAGGUUGUGAAUCCCUGUGUUCUUAAUCCCUGUGGUGCCCGUGGUUUCUGCCGCACGGUGAAUGAAUCAUACAUCUGCACUUGUAAAGUUGGAUACUCAGGAAAACACUGUGACGCAGAACUUGCCCCACCAGCAGCACUGAAGGUGGAAAGAUCAGAGGGUAAUGAGAUUGAAAUCUCGUGGCAAGCCCCAGGGAUCGACAGUGCACAGGAGCUGAUCGAUGGCUUUGCAGUAACCUACACAUCCUACGAUGGAAAAGUGCGCAAGACUGACUUUGUCAACAAAAGCAGAUCACGACAUCGGCUGAGGCCGCUGUCUCCGGGAAGACUUUACAACAUCUCCAUUUUCUCGGUCAAGCGCAAUGUCAAUCAGAAUGAUAUCAGCAAGCCUGCUGUACUUCUUGUGUGGACAAAACCUGGUCCCAUUGGAAACCUCUCUGUAGUGAAUACUACUGCCUCCAGCAUAUCCGUCACCUGGUCUUUACACAACCCAAAGCAAUCCAUUGUCAGCGCUAUCCAGCUCUCUCUGAAGUCCCCUGACUCAGCUGAAGAAACAACUGUUUUGCUGGGGUCUAACCUCACGCACUACACCUUUCGGGACCUUUCUCCGGGAGUAUUUUACACAGUGGAGGCCGUGCCACAGAUGAGCCUGGACACUCGGGAAAGCUUUUUGGAGGGUCUUGCGGCUCCACCCCUGCCUGUGUGGACACGGCCACUGCCUCCUCAGAACCUUGUGCUGGCUGGUGUCACAACAACAACAGCAAGGCUACGCUGGAAUAGCCCCCUGACUGGCCCAAGUAAUGGUUACAUUCUCAAUAGCACAACCCCCUGUGAAAUGAAAAGCCGCUACAUUCCCAAUGGAAAGUUAACGGCCUACACGCUCCGUGACCUUGCCGCUGGACGUAGGUACAACCUGGCACUAAUGGCAGUGCGGGACACCGAGAGGGGAAAGCUAUUAAGCGAUCCUGCCUACCUGACCAUCAGCACGUUGAGAAUUCAAAGUAACACAAGGCAAGGGGAAACACAAGGAGACUCAAAGGAGAAUUCCGAUCCUGAGGAUUGUGGCAUGUACAAUAAUCAGCUGCACAUCACAUUGCAGCCUGAUGAGAUGGAAACUGGCAAUGGAAGCUACGAGGACAAUUCCCAAAUCGUAAAAUACUCGGAGAUGCUGGACGGGAGAGGGAGAAUCAGUGCUACCUUUUCGAAUCUGCAGCAAAAUCCCAUAACUCUCCUGACACGCCCAGAGCCACCAAUCAAACUGGAAAACUUGGAAGAAUCGACAAAUCGUAUUAGUCUGGCCUUGGAGAUCCAAGAAUCUGAGACCAACACUAAACCAGAUGAUCAAUGGGAAUGUUCCUCAAACCCCUGUAAAAAUGGAGGUACUUGCGUGAAGGGGAUGGACUCAUACAUGUGUGAUUGUGAAACAGGAUUCAAGGGAAAACACUGUGAAUUAUUUUGUAAGAAGCUGCCUCACCCCUGCACACGCCUGUACUCUGAAACUAAAUCUGUUCCAGUGUGGGAGGACAGUGUUUUCCAGCUUAAGUAUAAAAGAAUUUAUAAAGUUCAUCAGGAUACCUGCUACAAAGAGGUUUGUGAGCCUGUUGUACACAGAAAACCCAGAAACAGAAGGUUGUUCAGACAUUAACUAAUUACUGGGCCUUCUAGCUGAUGCAAGCAAGGAGAUCAAAAAUCAGAAGACAACAGAAGAAUGGGUGCUAGUUAAUCAAAUCCACCACAAGUUAACACAUUGUAAAGACAAGGCCACCCAUUCUAGAGUCAGCCAUAAUGUCCUAAAGUCACUUUGUUCAAUUUGGGGAUGUCAGAGUCGGAAAAUAAAACCAGGACAGCUGAAAUUUGAUCAACACAUAACUAACUGAAGAAGAUUGCGCGUGUGUGGAAGGAAGUGAGGGGAGAGCAGAUGCACACACUCAUACUUGUCUUUGUGUUCAAACAGAGAGAGGAGAGUGAGUGAACAAAUGGGUGAGUGAAUGCCCGUGGUACAUGGGUGCAUUUGAGUGUGAAUCUGUCUGUGUAUUCACUUCUGUGUGUCUGCUGUGUGUAAGUUCUUCAAGCUGAGAGAUGUGACUGCUGGGAAUUUGGAUUGCGUUGUCGUAGUGGUAGAGUUGUGCAGAUUUCGAUCAGACAAGUGUGGCUCCAAUAUAUUGUGUAUAAUACAGAGCCCCUUAGACUGCCUGACAGCGUGCUUAAAACCCCUACCUCUCUUGCUGUACCAGUGUGGUAUUUCCAUUCAUGUUAAGCUUGUGCUAGUUAGAAUUAAAAUAUUACAACAGUUCUGCAGCAUGCACUUAUCACUUAUUUGCUGGCACCUGGGUUGAGAUUUCCCAGACUGUCAUCUUGUAAAAUUCAUGGCUGGGUGUUAAGAAAACCUUUAGAUCCUUCUCCCUCAGUUGGAUGACGCUAAUCACGUUUCAUCAGAGAGAGAAUACUUUAAUCCCAUCAGCAUGAGCUGCAUUUGAACCUUGGCCCUGAAUUGACAAUAGAGUACCAAAACAAAUAUGCUUGCUAGCCUACAUUAGAGAAAAGGAUUGCAUUGAACCAUGGACUUUUACAGCACAAAACGUGACCAUUCUGUCUGUGCCAACUCUUUGCUGGUACUCUCUAAAAAUAAUUCCACUGUCCACCUCCCAGAUAACCCUGCAUUGAAUGUUUAUCUUCCUUUUAAAAAUUGCUGCAGUCUUUCACAUGGCAUUAUUUUCCGUAGUUGUGACAGUUUUGUGUAAAUAAAGAUUCUCCUGGUCUCAUUUCCCACUCAAUUUGAGAUGGUUUUAAGUGGAUAGCAUCUUGUUGCUGACUCCCCAGCGAUCUUUCCCUGUCGACCAUCAAAACCAUUCAUAAUUGUAAGAACGUUGAUUAAAUCUCCUUUUUGAGGAAAGUGGAAGUAGUCUCAAGUGCUAGCGUUGAUGGUCGUUGCCUGUUUGACCACACUGCUGAAUCAUCUGUAUAGCAACACUUUUACAAUGGGACCAGAACCAGGCUUUCCGUUACUGUAUUUUUUUUUUCUGUCACUUCUCAUUAGCUUGCAGAGAUGAGUGACUGACUAUAUUCAGUGCGCUGGCUGUUGGAAACUGUUUGCCUGGAUGAGGGUCUGUAUGUUCCUGUGCCCCCUGGCCCAUGCAUACAGGACAAUGUAAGGGAAUGUUCAGAAUUUAUUUACAUUGGAAUUUUAUGUCUGACAGUCCCUGAGCCAUCACAGAAUAUAUGAUUCCGAAUAAUACCACAGGGCAUUGAAACUAGUGGAUAGAUUUUCUACUUUGUUCCCAGCGUAAGACUGGUAUGCAGUUUGACUUCCCAAUGUGGAAACUGCCUGAUUUUCAUUCCUGUUGAUCUCAAGAGACUGUGUUUUACUGUAUUUUAAUGUAGAUAACAGAGUCGGCAUGGUCACCAUUUGACACCUGUGCUUUACUGUCCAUUUCCCCCCCCCCUUUCACCUACUCCCUACAGUAUAAAGUGAUAUAUUACAAAUUUUGAACUCUCUAAUCUUCCAAACUCAUGACCUCUACAUUCUAGAAGGACAAGGGCAGCAGAUACAUAGGAAUGCCACCACCUGCAAAUUCCAAGCCACGCACCAUUCUUACUUGGAAAUAUACCAUCAUUCCUUCACAAGUCAAAAUCUCGGAACUGCCUCCCUAGCAGCACUGCAGGUGAAUCUAUAACAAAUGGCUGGCAACAGUUCAAGAAGGCGACUCACCAUCACCUUCUCUGGGGCAAUUAGGGAUUGCCACAUCUCAUGAACGAGUGAAAAAACUAUCAUUAUCACAAAGGCACUUUGAUAUACCACUCUUAAGGUAAUGAUAACAUAUUCAUCCAGGUCAGAGUCAGGGAUCACUCAAUGCAGCAUUACUUAUGAAGAGACUGUCAUCCUUUGUCACCCCUAGUGCUCAGAAGCCCCUUCUGUGAUGUGUAUCUGACAUUUGAGUGCAAAGUGAGCCAGAAUUCGUCGUCGUCAAUGUUGGAAUGUUGUGCUGGGUAGAGAUUUGCUUUCUUUGAAUGGGAUCAUUUGGGCUCUUGCCAUGUGAUGUAGAUUGCCAUUCUGGCACCUUGUGAUUUGCAAUGUACCUGCAUUUCACACACUCGGGCCAUUCACAAUCUCUCAGUGAAACCAGCGGUCCCAGUGAUAUGUCUGAGCUUGUUUCAAUGUUUCUUGAGAUUUUUCAUGACCACUUGCUUCACAGUGGCCCCAUUGCUGCUGAACUGCACUGAUCUUACAACAAUGGAAACUGAACUGGGGCAUCCUGUAGCUUGUAGAAGUAUUUACACUUAAAUUUUGUGGCCCAUCUUAUUUGCAUAUCCACUGAAGCAGUGAUGGAGCCUUACAGUCAUUACAGCACAGGAGUCCAUUUAGCCCGCUGAGUGCCUGCCUCUCUCUGUACACCAAUCCAGUCAUUCUCAUUCCAUCUGUGUAAACUAGGAGUAACCUGCUGGGGAGAAUAGGGUUGCUGGUUGUAGGAAUGAUGCUGGUUGAGGAUUGCAGCUGCAGUGAUGCUUGGCUCACUUGGAUGACUGGAAAAGGCUUGCUAACUAGAGUCCAGUGCCAUUUAACAUAUCAGGUGACUUUACAAGAAUAUGUAAAGCAGGAGAACCUGACAGAGGCAAUCAACAAGGGACAAGGGACAGAACAUAGAUCAGGAGGAAGGUGCUACAAUUCCUUAGAAUCCCAUCUGUAACACUUCCUCAAUGAAGGAGAACAGAGGGCCAACAAUGCAACGUAACCAUGGCAGCAAACCUCACCAAUCUCUCUUGCUAUAUAGAGUAAGGUGGUAGAGGCAUUGAAUGCCAACUUUCUCAUGCCCAGCUCUCCAAUACACCAUCGGUGUUCCAUUUCAAAGACAUGAUCAGAGUAGACAAGGAACCACACCUUUCAUUCUCACAUUCCCUGGGCAUAAGCAUGCUUCUCGCCCUCUUAAACUGUAAAAACGCUGCACAUGUAACUCUUCAGAGUACAUUCUCAGCAGACAUAUCUCCUGAGUCUACAGCUAUUAUUUGUGAUAUUGGAGAAUCUUUCUCUUCAGUGUAAUUUGCAACAGACCUGCCGCCACCAAU